Molecule: messenger RNA, 468 nt
Organism: Tinamus guttatus (white-throated tinamou)
Lineage: Eukaryota; Metazoa; Chordata; Aves; Tinamiformes; Tinamidae
Gene: RPL32
Product: ribosomal protein L32
Biological process (GO): translation
Cellular component (GO): cytosolic large ribosomal subunit; ribosome
Molecular function (GO): structural constituent of ribosome
Source: RefSeq, a predicted model, not a curated record
CCGUGUCGCGCCGCGCAGGCGCCAUGCCCGCCCUCAGGCCGCUCGUCAAGCCGCGCAUCGUCAAGAAGAGGACCAAGAAGUUCAUCCGGCACCAGUCCGACCGCUAUGUCAAGAUCAAGCGCAACUGGCGCAAGCCGAGGGGCAUCGACAACAGAGUCCGCCGGCGCUUCAAGGGUCAGAUCUUGAUGCCAAACAUCGGCUACGGGAGCAACAAGAAGACCAAGCACAUGCUGCCCACGGGCUUCAGGAAGUUCCUGGUCCACAAUGUCAAGGAACUCGAGGUGCUCAUGAUGAGCAACAAGUCCUACUGCGCCGAGAUCGCCCACAACGUGUCCUCCAAGAACCGCAAGGUGAUCGUGGAGAGAGCCGCCCAGCUUGCCAUCAAGAUCACCAACCCCAACGCCAGGUUGCGCAGCGAGGAGAACGAGUAAAGGCUUCUUGCAGCGAGAUGUAUUUAAUAAAAAGUAA